GCCAAAAUCAAACGCGCCCUGGCCUGCCCCGCCCCUCACCCCGUGCGCAGGCCCCGCCAGCGGAAGUCCCCGCGCCGGCGCCAUGUCAAAGAAAAAAGGAUUGAGUGCAGAAGAAAAGAGAACUCGCAUGAUGGAAAUAUUUUUUGAAACAAAAGAUGUAUUUCAAUUAAAAGACUUGGAGAAGAUUGCUCCCAAAGAGAAAGGCAUUACUUCUAUGUCAGUGAAAGAAGUCCUUCAAAGCUUAGUUGAUGAUAGUAUGGUUGACUGUGAGAGGAUCGGAACUUCUAAUUAUUAUUGGGCUUUUCCAAGUAAAGCUCUUCAUGCAAGGAAACGGAAGUUGGAGGCUCUGGAAUCUCAGUUGUCUGAGGGAAGCCAAAAGCAUGCAAGCCUACAGAAAAGCAUUGAAAAAGCGAAAAUUGGCCGAUGUGAAACGGCCAAGCGAAUAAAGUAGCCAAAGAAGCUGCUAACAGAUGGACUGAUAACAUAUUUGCAAUAAAAUCUUGGGCCAAAAGAAAAUUUGGGUUUGAAGAAAAUAAAAUUGAUAAAACUUUUGGAAUUCCAGAAGACUUUGACUACAUAGACUAAAAUAUUCCAUGGUGGUGAAGGAUGUAAAUUUUAAACUAUUUCUAAAUAAGUGUACUGAAUUGUCAUUUUCCUGUAACUGUAUGUAUCCUUUUAUUAAUGUUAAAUAAAGUGUAAAAUGCAGAUGUUCUUCAUCCUGUUUAGUAGAUCACAUGCAGGAUGAUGAACAUAUCCCCCGCAGUGCUCAUCAAAGUAGGACAUAAAGCCUUGCACCUCAUUC
Messenger RNA from Saimiri boliviensis boliviensis (Bolivian squirrel monkey), 802 nucleotides. The record is from RefSeq and is a predicted model, not a curated record. NCBI's taxonomy places the organism in Eukaryota, Metazoa, Chordata, Mammalia, Primates, Cebidae.